CUCGUUGCUAGGAGACGAGAUGCGUCUUUUUACACCGGAGCUCUGUCUGUCUCACCAAUAGCAGGGGCUCUCUUUUGCCGGAGAGCUGAGAUCUAAGGUUUCACUACAGCCCAAGGGCAGCUCUGGAAGCCCCAUUUGUAGGGGUGUUUUCCUUCUACCCUUUCUAAGGCUGGCCGAGGCGGGCCAAGGCUCCUUUCCGGGGUCUAAUCCCUCGCCUAGCCAUGUCUAGGAAAGAAAGAAAGGCCAAGACGCCCCUGUCCGAUGAGGAGCAGGUGCUUUUGUUUCAGCAGAAGUUGUUGGCAGAGGAGGAGAUGGCCAAGAAGAAAGAGAGGCUCCUCAGCCAGUUCUUGAAGGACAAGCUGGCCAAGGAGGAACACAACAGUGCUCUGAACCUUAAUAAGAUUAACACACAGUGGAGAACUGUCCUUCGGGAAGUCAAGACCAGAGAACUUCAUAGGGACAUUGAGAUCCUCAGCCAAACAUUUGAAAGAGUGGUGGACUGCAAGAACAGUGUCAUCAAGUCUUUAGCUAAAGACCUGUCAGAAGCUGAGGAGCAGUACGCCCAUGCCCUGCGCAGCCACUUGCACAAUGUUGACCAGCUCUUGGCCCUACAGAGGCGUCGGCUUAACCUCCUAGAGGAAAGUUACAACACGGAGCUGGAGGCCCUAACCAAGGAGUUUGAGUCAGAAAGGAAGACAAUUAUUGACCAACAUGAGAAAGAGAUUCGCUACCUACAAGAUGUCUUCAUGGCCAUGGAGCAGACCUGUAUAGAUUCUGAGUAUGAAAGCAAGCUGGAGUUCCAGAGCAUGUGGGAUGAUCUCAAAAAUAAGAAUUUAGAAGAGAAGCACUUUCUAAGACUACAACUGGAGAACACAGUGGAAGAUCUAUGGAGAAGGUUCCAGGAUUCCCUCAAGAAUUACACUGAUUCCACAGAGGAUCGAAAGAUUGCCUUUGAGACCCUGAAGGUGAAGGACGAGAAGAGCUCCAAAGAGAUUGAAGCACAGAUGAGAAAAAUACAGAAACUACAGGAUGCCAUAAUUAUUUUAAGGGGCAAGAUCAUGAUACACAGCCGUGACAGUGAAGAACAGAACCAGUAUGUCCGUAAUGACAAGGAAUUGGUUCUUGUACAACUGCGAAAACUUAAGGCCCAAAGGACUGAGGCCCGGGCAGUAUCCCAGGAGAACUUAGUCAAACUCACCCUGGAAAGUAAUGCCACUCUCAAGGCCCUGAGAAAGAUUGUUGAUAAGGGUGAAAAGAUCCUUAAACUUGCUGAAAUAUGUAGGAAAUUUGAAACAGAGGAAGAAAAAGUGCUGCCUUUUUAUUCAUCAGUAUUGACUCCUAAGGAGCAGGAGGGGAUCAAGACUAACCUGGGAGAGCUUACUGAGGAGCUCGCAAAGGUGAUGGUGGACUACAUAGGGAUGGAAAAUUUCUGGAAAAGGUACAACAAAGUGAAACUGGAGCAACUGAGCCUCAAACACAGACGAGUCCAGCUGUUGGAUAUCAAUGGGAAGCUGCGGGAGAUGCUGAAGCAGUACCUGGAUGGCAUCUCAGUGAGUGACGAAGUGCUGAGCCAGGUCAACCCACUCUUCAUAGUCAACCAUCGAAGCAACUUACCCCAGCCCUUGCCCACACCUGUAGCCCAGCCAGAUGACAAACAACAUCCAACCACUUACAAUAUCAUUGAAGCAGCCCACGUGAUCUCCCAUACCCUGUGAUCCAAGGAGGGUUUUUCAACCCCCAGAGAUUUCUUUUUCUGAGACCUGAGGACUUUGCUAUUAAAAGUUUCCAUGGAGUUUAUGAGCUCCUUA
Messenger RNA from Lemur catta (Ring-tailed lemur), 1808 nucleotides. It is a transcript of the gene CCDC65, whose product is annotated as coiled-coil domain containing 65. Gene Ontology annotation, biological process: axonemal dynein complex assembly; regulation of cilium movement; cilium-dependent cell motility. Bases 222 to 1715 code for a protein of 497 amino acids. Gene Ontology annotation, cellular component: axoneme; axonemal dynein complex. Lineage: Eukaryota; Metazoa; Chordata; Mammalia; Primates; Lemuridae. The record is from RefSeq and is a predicted model, not a curated record. The transcript has 8 exons.